UCGCCGGUGACUAAUACAUUAUUAUAUUAUGUUCAUGAUGAUAUUGUGUACAUCAGAGCAAUAUAAUACGCGACCCAACAUACACGUUGACAGCUGUUGUCGGUGCGGCGAUCGUGUUUUGUUUAUGUCGAGUGGAAAAUGAUUUUCGUGAUAGUGUUUGUAGUGGUAUACUGUAAUUUACAAUUACAAAGUGAGUGUGCGCCUCUGAAGGAAAAUAUUAUGAAAAUAAAAUUUCCUAGGCCUGUAGUGCACGCCUCGUCUGUUAACAUCAGCGGAACUCUAAACGUCAGAGCCACCAUGCUUCGAGCUACCAUAAAAGGAAAUGAAUUAGGGAAUGAGGAGUGCCCUAUUGAAAUAAAACCUCAGGAGGAUAUUAUAGUCAUUGGCGGUUCAGACGUUCCCUAUGAAUUUUUUAUCGGAGAUAAAGAAGUGAUUCCAUUUACGUUAACGAUAAGAGCAUGGUCUAACCCAGACGAAAAUGUGGAUUCAUUACACUUGGAAUUUAACGGCAACGAAGCCGGAAUGCAGGCUUUGGAAUUUCCCUGCAAGUUCAAAUCCUUCAAAUCCGUGGACAGAAUCUUUGUCGAGGGUUUCAAACACAUACGAAGAUUAACUUUCGAGUAUGAAGACGAGGAUGAUGACGAUUAUGCCUGAUCAUGACGUCUUUAUAAAUAGCGGUGCGUUUGUACAAGAAAUUUGAAGUGGUAGGCACUUUCCCUGCAUAAUAUUCAAAUGCAAAA
Molecule: messenger RNA, 740 nt
Organism: Aricia agestis (brown argus)
Lineage: Eukaryota; Metazoa; Arthropoda; Insecta; Lepidoptera; Lycaenidae
Exons: 3
Coding region: 139-654 (171 amino acids)
Source: RefSeq, a predicted model, not a curated record